AUGCAUCCUGCUCUUUGCACACUCCCACAUCAUCAGCCUCGCCAUUUUCUAGAGGCCGAAUCACGACUGAAUAACACCGGCCCCAUUACAGCAGGAUUAAAUCUAGCGGACCGUUACAGACAAGUGCAAACACAACGCUUUGCUGAAGCUGCCUAUGCUAGUGCAGAUUAUCAUGUGGCACGUGUCUGUACAGAAGUCACAACAGAAACUUCACCAAUUCUAUCCGGAUUCAAUCAAAGGAGACAAGACACAUUGGGAAAAGAGUUACGUGAACGAUGGGAGAAAGCUGUGACCAACGUGUCACGAUUCUAUGCAUAUGAAACUGUUGAUCGAAGAUCGAUAGCUAAACGGGCAGCAGCUGUUAAGGAAUUCAGUGAAGAAACGGCUCAAAUUAAUCGGCUUAUCGAUCGCUAUAACCUGAUAGUUCCGGCACUUCAUCUUCAACGGGGACACAAGAAUGCUGAGCAUGUUAUACAGAAACUCCGAACCACAAGGCCCAAAGAUCGUAAAUCCCAAUUCUCGUCUGAUACCCUGCCUCCAUCAAAACCUCAACCGCCCUCCGAAUCAGACGAUCCAGCCGAAGAGGCUAAGAAGCAAGUAAAGGGUUCACAAAAACAGAACAGUGACGAAGAGUCAAAUAGUGGCAAUCUUUUUGAUGCACGUUAUCUGGCCGAGAUCAUGCGUGAUUUCUAUCGUGAACUGGCCAGAGCGUAUGCAAGCAUGAUGCGUGGCUUCAAGAAUCACAGAUAG
This is a messenger RNA of Echinostoma caproni, 750 nucleotides long. NCBI's taxonomy places the organism in Eukaryota, Metazoa, Platyhelminthes, Trematoda, Plagiorchiida, Echinostomatidae. The record is from the annotation of a GenBank genome assembly.